This is a messenger RNA of Ixodes scapularis (black-legged tick), 4797 nucleotides long. It is a transcript of the gene Su(z)12, whose product is annotated as polycomb protein suz12. The record is from RefSeq and is a predicted model, not a curated record. The coding region runs from base 208 to 2151 and encodes 647 amino acids. NCBI's taxonomy places the organism in Eukaryota, Metazoa, Arthropoda, Arachnida, Ixodida, Ixodidae. Gene Ontology annotation, cellular component: nucleus; ESC/E(Z) complex. The transcript is spliced from 15 exons. Gene Ontology annotation, molecular function: chromatin DNA binding.
AAGGCUAAGGAGACGCGUUCCGUCACUUGCGUUGUGUCGUCACAGGCGUGCCUUCUCGUGCUUUUAGGCCGCCCUCACGACGGCCAAUGUGCUCUUGUGCAAACGGGCGGUUUGGGGGGUAGACUGCAGGGCGGCGUGUACGGCGUCGCUUUCGAGAGAAGGGAAAAAAAAAAGAGAAAAAGUAAAUUGUUGGUUCCGUUCGCCCCGAUGCCGCCAAAAAAGAGGGAACAGCCGCCCAUCGAAGCACCUAAACCUCUGCGAACGGAACCUCUACGAACAGACCAUGAACUGUUUCUACAGGCUUUCGAAAAACCGACGCAGAUAUACAGAUAUCUACGAACACGGCAGCUAGCAUCUCCAAUAUUUCUUCAUAGAACACUAACUUAUAUGAAUCAUCGCAUGUCAAGAACUCACAAAAAUAGGAAAAACUUCAAAGUCGACAGUCUACUUCAGCGAGUUCAAGCUCAGCAUGACUCGUCAUCCUGCAGGUCCCCAACACAGAUGACCCUUACAUUCACUGGUUUCUAUGACUGCAGCAGCAGGAGAGGCGCAGUGACGGCGGAGGCAGUUGUCCUCAAGAUCUGCAACAAGAAGAAGAGGGAGGUGGACUCGUCCUCGAUGCAGCUCUCAGUGGGCUGCUGCGAGGUGCCCCACAAUCCGGAGGCUGUGUAUCGGGGCAGCUGCCACGGCAAGCGGCAGACGGUCAUCACGGUCCCGAGCAACAGCUUCUGCCCCAACGGCACGGGCCUGGUCAGGUCCUACGUGCUGCUGCUGCGCAUCACCGAGGGCACCCAGGUCAACGACAGCGACUCGGGCGAGCCCCUCGCAAAGAAGCAGCGCAGGAACGGGUGCAUGCGGCCGGCGGCGGUCAAUGGCGGCGGCGUGGCAUCCGAGGAGAGCCGUCACUAUGUCGGGGAGCUGGUGGUGUACGAGCAGCAGCGCUGCCUGCUCACGGAGGGGGAGUACCAGGUGGCGCUGCGGCCCUGGGGGCCCAAGGCGGCGCCCCUGGCACGCACUACGUCCUGGGAGACGCUGGCGUACCCGCAGGGCGGAGUGCCGCUGGAGAGCUUUGAGAAGAGCCCCCGGGUGGUGUUCCGCCUGACGUGGGGUGGCACGGAGGAUCCGUCGGAGGACGGCGGGGCGCGGCUGCCCCGGCCCGUCCUGUCUCCCGUCGAGAUGAACGUCGCCGAGCAGGGCCUCAAGCACGUGCGCAGCAGACGCAACGGGGAGCUGAAGGCGUCCGAGUCGCACGGUGCUUCGAGCGGCGCUGCGGCCAGCGGGGCAGCGGUGCCAGCAGCACAGCAGACGAAGGGGCGCACGCGGGUGGUGUACCAGUUUGUGUACAACCAGCAGACGCGCCAGCAGACGGAAGCCCGGGGAGACCUGCGCUGCCCCUGGUGCCUGCUCCAGUGCCGCCUGCUCGCCGCCCUCCUCAAGCACCUCAAGCUAUGCCACGGCCGCUUCUCUUUCGCCUACGGGCCGCACCCCAAGGGAGCCCGCAUCGACGUGUCGAUCAACGAGUGCUACGACGGGUCGUACGCGGGCAACCCCCAGCAGCUGCACACCCAGACCGGCUACGCCUUCGGCCGCACGGGGCCUGCCCGCAGGACGCCAGUCACCUACGUCAUGGCCUGCCGUCCCAAGAGGGCACCCCUGAGCCUGUCGGAGUUCAUGGAGCAGGACGAGGUCGACAUCGACCUGCCACGGCCGUACAUCUCGGGCCACAACAGGCUGUACUACCACACGGAGACGUGUCUUCCGAUCAGGCCGCAGGAGAUUGACAGGGACAGCGAGUCUGAAGACGAUCCCGAUUGGCUGCGCAUCAAGACGCAGCUGAUGAUCGACGAGUUUACAGACGUGAACGAGGGAGAGAAGGAACUGAUGAAGAUGUGGAACCUUCACAUCAUGAAACACGGGUUUGUGGGGGACUGCCAGAUAGCCCUGGCCUGCAACCUCUUUGUGGAGCAGCAGGGCGAGGUGCUGAUGCAGCGCAACCUGUACCGCAACUUCGUCCUCCACAUGUGCAACCUCCUCGACUUCGGACUGGUCAGCACGUCCGUGGUCUACACCACCGUCCGGCGCCUCCAGAUGUUCUGCGACGUCAAGGACCGCAAGCUACACAUUCCGCGCCGCUCGCUGCUCCCCACAUAGCAGAUCCGUCCCCCGCGGAAGCGCGGUCGGAACGAUCCGGCCAGUCGGACUCGUGGACCGCCGGAUGCUUCUGGCCCGUUUGUGCGGUGGCAGACUGCACUGCGACAGCAUGUGGCACGUCGGCGGUUUUCAUUGUCUGCUCCCAUACUGGAGUCCAGUCCGUCUGCUUGCAUACUGGAAUCUAGUCCGUCUGCUUGCAUACUGGAAUCUAGUCCGUCUGCUCGCAUACGGGGAUCUAGUCCGUCUGCUUGCAUACUGGAACCCAGUUCGCCUGCUCGCAAACUGGAAUCCGAUCCAUUUGCUCAUGAACUGGCAUCCAAUCUGUCUGCUCGGAAACUGAGAUCCAGUUCGUCUGGUCGAAAUGUGGAAUUUGGGCCAUCUGCUCGUGCAUUGGAAUCCAGUACCUUUGUCAUAGGUGGGUCUUACGACGGAUCCGGCACGACGCUCCGCAACGGAGUGGUGGAAAGGUCCUCGGCAAAGUGGUGGACGGAAGCAAAGAGACGCAUCGUGGAUUUUCGCAAGUCUGCCGAGAGGCGUAUGAACAGUAUCGUUUCGGCCUGCUGGGAAAAGUUCUGGAGAAAUCAGUGGCUCCUGUGAGUUCAUUUGUCUAUGUCCGCAACAUUUAUAUGUUGCUGCAACAUUGUGUGUGCCGCGGUAGGUUGCAGGCCAUUGCGUCGCAGUUACCGUACACUGCUGCCGGUUUGUUUUGUGCCAUCUUCGGAACGUACGGAACGGGACAAAAGUGUCGACCGUGCUUUUCCAUGCCUGCGUCGGGGGUACCGAGGCGUUUGCAGACGCGACGGAUUCGGAAAACGCCGUGACCCAGUCUUGAAUUUCGCCGAGAGUCUUUGCCAUGUCGUUUUCGGGACUGUUGAGCUCAAAGGAAGCAUGUGGCCUCGGCUAGUUGCUCGUCUACUCAGUGAACAUUCUUCAAGGUUCUCGUCCGUCGACUUUGGAAUUUUAGGGGCUUCGAAGGUUAGAAAAACUUUGAUUACUUUGAAUGCAAGGUGCGUGCUUUCAUUGUUUGUGUGGGGAAUAGUGGUUUGGCCGGUUCCAAACCGAAUGUCACCAGUGCCCUUCUUGCCAGAGGGUGAGCUAUAUAAUGCUCCGGGGAUAAUCUUCGUUUCUGCGAUUAGGGGAAGAGGGAUACUACGUGGAUUAGUGCUGCAACAGGCUGGAAGAAGAUGCUAAUAUUUCGGUUUGACUGCGGGGACGGGCGUUUCGGAUCUGUUACCGGCGAAAACAAGUCGGCUUUCUCAAUGGCGACAUCAUAAGACCCUGUAAAAGAUCAGCUUGUACCGGUUCUGCACAUAGCCCUUUCAUCACAUCACCCAUUAUGUCGAUCACGUCGCCAAUUAUGUUGGACGGUGCAGAACCGUCGCUGUUAAUCCUUCGGAUUUGAACUGCGGGAGUCAAAAAGGGGGAGGCAAACUCAACUUUUUCUUUUUGGUUGCCUUUUAUUCUUUUUAUCUGCUUAAGUGCUAUUGCAGCUUUUUGUGUAAAUGCACUUAUGUUUGUGUUCUUUCCUUUUAAUUACACUUCUUUUUUUACAUGCCUGGUUUCACUGUACAAAUGACGUUCAAUGCCACACUACAUCCCGGAUGUGGGAAGCGCAUUUGAGCUUGCGGGCCUCCCUUUCUUGGGACCCACAAUUUCAAAAACGCAAUUUCCAAACUUCUUUUCCUUCCUUUUUUUUUUUUUUUUUCAUUCAUUUUUGAAAAAUAUUGUGUUUUGUUAUGGUGUCCCCAGCUUGUGGGCUUAUGAUCAGUGCAACCGAGCACAAUCGCAAGCGCCUCGCCCCUUAUGCAGUCGAGGCAUUGAAGAAACGAGUGUCCCGUGCCACACACAGAAUGUCCCUGUAAGAAAAAAAUGUUUUUUUUUUUAUCGAAAAAAUGAACUAUGCAUUGUCGAAUGCCCCAGUGUAGUGCCAGGGGUCCAAACCAGAGGCCAGUUUCAGAACAAGCAGUCAUCUCGUUCAAAUGGUGGCCGACCGGGCCCACCGAUACAUGGUGCUGAAUGACACUGACUACCGAGAAUGGGGGGGCCCAUUUUCCCGGCGAAAAUUGCAGGAAAUCAUUUGUAUAACUUUUCAAUAAGAUGGCGGUGAGCACUACAUUCGGGCAAAAACCGAGCGUUUGGCGAUACAUAGUUAAUUUUUAAGGUAAAAAAAAAACGAAAAACGCCCAACUUUUUUGGGGGGACACGCCGUAGUACAAUUGAGUCACGUUUGCAGCGGGAAACGGUGGGUGGGAAAAAGACAAAAAGUGAACUAGUAGAUCACUGCCAUGUUGUUUGAAGAAGAAGAGAGGUGCAAGUUCACUGCCCCCUUACCACUCAAUCACUUCCCCGAGAGAUACGCUCUUUAGUAUUCUGUCAUUUUCCCCCCCCGACUUUUUUCUUUCGCCGCCGUCGUGUUUCGGUUGAAGUGUGAAGAUCUUUGUCGGUGUAAACUUUUCACAUUUUGGGGGCGGGCCGUUUGGAGACGACAGAUUUAAUUCGGGAUGCUCGCAAUGGAGAGUGUCGCCGCGGGCGCUAGGGACUCCCAAGAUGUGGCCUCUUAUCUCCACCAAUGUGUUCCCCUGCACCACCACUUUAUUUUUUAUUUUUGUAAUUUAUGUUGACCAUAAAUGUACUUUUUUUACGCAA